AGUGAUCAGACCCCAGAUCUGCCAGACUUGUGGGCAUGUGUAUAAGGUGUUGCCAUGGAUACGGAAGCUGUCAUCAGCAGCAGCCAGUAGUGCUGAAGGGCUAGAACCGCGAUUAGGGAUACAUGAGGUGCGAGAGAAAAUGAAGGAUUUGGUCGGAGCGCAGAAAUUGUACAGUGUGGGCACGUAUGACCGAUCAGAUGCGGCGUCAACGUUACCCAAGGACCAGUCAGAGCUUCGUGAGCGUGGCAUGAAGGAAAGUUAUCAGGAGGCCAUCAUCCCACUGACUGAUGAUGUCAUUAAGGAGAAGUACAUCAAUUUCUACAAGGGCAUUCGGUUUGGCAGGAUCCUGGAGGAUUUGGACACAUUUGCAGUUUGGAUUGGCUAUUCCCAUAACCGUGACCCAGCUAAAGGCUCUGAUCAGAAAUCGAAUCUAAGCAUUGUCACUGCUUUUGUGGACACAAUAGAGGUAAAACACAGCAGAAUUCAGCCUGACCAAGACGUGAAGAUGUCAGGUCAUGUAACCUGGGCAGGGAAGACAUCCCUUGAGGUGACCAUGCAGCUGGAGCAGAUGUAUCAAGAUACAUGGAAGAAAAUCCUGGAUGCUAAGUUUGUGAUGGUGGCCAGAGAUCCUGUUGCCAAAAGGGCUGCCUUUGUGAAUCCACUGAAGGUGAUAAAUGACGAAGAAAAGGAAAUUUUUGAAAUGGGUGAACAAAGGAAGAAGAAGCGUCAGGAUCAGUCUACGCAGUCCUUGCUGAGAACUCCACCUGAUGCCGAGGAGAGGCUCCUCAUACACGACCUCUUCCUACAAACCCUCGACCCAAAUUCUGCUUCAUUUCGAGUGAGAGUUAAACCAGAGAAUUCUGUUUGGAUGGAAGAAACAAUGCUGAAAACAAUGACUAUAUGUCAUCCUGAGCAACGGAACUUGUACAACAAGGUGUUUGGAGGUUUCUUGAUGAGGAAGGCUUUUGAGUUGGCCUGGGCAAAUGCCAAUCUUCUGUGUCAAUCCAGACCAUAUGUGCUAGCUGUAGAUGACAUCUUGUUCAGGAAACCAGUUGAGAUUGGCUCCCUGCUGUUUCUCUCAUCUCAGAUUGUGUACACGAGUGGAACUAAGAUGCAGGUCAAAGUUCAUGCAGAGGUUGUGAACCCUGCUGACGGCCAUCACGACACAACGAACAUGUUCCACUUUACCUUUGACUCUAAGAAGACCAAUGUUCCUAUCCUGAUGCCCAAAUCUUAUGCAGAAGCCAUGAUGUAUCUGGAAGGUAAAAGGCACUUUGAGAGGUGAACUACGGAGUUUGCAAGUUGGGUACCAAAACUUAUUAAUUAUUAAAACUAUUAUUAUAUUCCAGAUUAAUUUAUAGAAACCUUAAUUAAAUUGUAAUAUGGUUCAAUAUUGUCGGAUAUUAGAUAUGCAGAUUGACAGAUGGGGAUAUGAGUACUUGGAAGUACCAGCUUGCUGGGCUUUUAUAGGUUAUCUUUACAGUGCUAUGAUUAUCUUAAAAUAGAUCACAAUACUCUGAAAAGGAUUU
Liolophura sinensis is the source of this 1529-nucleotide messenger RNA. Its product is annotated as acyl-coenzyme A thioesterase 9, mitochondrial-like. Bases 140 to 1285 code for a protein of 381 amino acids. Gene Ontology annotation, cellular component: mitochondrion. The record is from RefSeq and is a predicted model, not a curated record. The transcript is spliced from 13 exons. Gene Ontology annotation, biological process: acyl-CoA metabolic process. Lineage: Eukaryota; Metazoa; Mollusca; Polyplacophora; Chitonida; Chitonidae. Gene Ontology annotation, molecular function: fatty acyl-CoA hydrolase activity.